This is a messenger RNA of Phaedon cochleariae (mustard beetle), 2874 nucleotides long. The record is from the annotation of a GenBank genome assembly. NCBI's taxonomy places the organism in Eukaryota, Metazoa, Arthropoda, Insecta, Coleoptera, Chrysomelidae.
GUUGUUUGCACCACCUGCGAUCCGGUGCGAAUGUUUAGUUACUAGUUACUGGAUAUCCUCCGAAAAUUCUGGUUUUACUCGCCAUUCAGUCAAUAGAAAAUAGUGCUAGUUACUCCUAUAAGCAAACAUUUACAAAAUGAGUACUGAAAACGUAUCGCCUGUCCUAAAUCUAGAAAAAUGUACUGUAAUUUUACUCGAUGUUGCCGGCACCACCACAUCACAUAGCUACGUAAAGGAUACCCUUUUGACUUUUGUGUCCAAACAAGCCGAAGAGUAUCUGAAGACCAACUGGGAUGACAGUUCUGUCAAAGAGGCAGUCAAAGCUCUGAAAGAUGAUUCUCUUGAUCUUGCCGCCGCAAGCUCUCUAGUCAAGGAGCUCUCUGAGAAAAACGACGAAAAUGUGGGAUUGAAAACCAUUCAAGGGCUGAUCUACAAGAGCGGAUAUGACAGCGGUGAUCUCAAAGCACACGUUUUCUCCGAUGUCCCUUCUUGCCUUGAGUCGUGGGCAAAAACCCGCAAAAUCGCCAUUUUCUCUACCGGUAGCGUGGACUCGCAAAAACUGCUGUUCUCGCACACUACAGAGGGUGACAUAUCAGCACAUAUCUCCAGUUAUUUCGACCAAACCGUCGGCAAAAAGACGGAAGCCAGCAGCUAUGAGAAAAUCGCCAAGGAAUUGGAAGUCAAGCCAGAAGAAAUCUUGUUUGUCACUGAUCUAGUUGCAGAGGCGGAAGCGGCUAAAUCCGCAGGAUUGUUGACAGCCAUCAUUGCCCGAGAAGGCAACGAAAAGUUGCCGGAAGACGCCGCUAAGGAAUAUCCCGUCUUCAAGAGCUUCGAAGAUUUCGUUUUCGAAAAAGCGGCCAAACGCAAAAACGAAGAGGCCGCCGCCACAGAGGAGCAACCGCCUUCGAAAGUCGCUAAGACUGAAGAAGUGAAACCAGCCAAAGAAGAGCCUGCAGAGGAAAAGCCAUCAGAAGAGGCCAAACCAGCAGAAAAAUCUGCUGAGGCAGCACCAUCUGUGGAGCAAAUCGAGGAUGAAGCUAUGGAGGUUGACGCCCACGAAAAAACUGAAGAGAAAGUGGCUAAACCAGCUACGUCAGAGAAGUCCGUUGAACCGACAAAAGAACCAGUACCAGAAACCACUGCUAAACCUGCUGAGCCAACCGAAACUGAAAAACCGACUAAAACUGUAUCAGCCCCUGAAAAGACUGAAGAAAAGCAAGCUGAAUCCAAGACUGAAGAGAAAAUAGAAAAACCACAGACUGAAGCCAAACCAGUAGUAGAAUCCACAAUGGAAUGUGACGAAGUUGCAGAAAAAAUCGAGAAAAAUGUCGAAAAAGUUGAAGAAAAAACGGAAGUAAAAAAAGUUGAGGAAACAGAGAAAGAAAAACCAAAAGAAGCUAGCAAAACUGCAGAAAACAAAGAAACUGUUGUUGAAGAAGACAAAAUCUGUGAUAAACCAGUAGAAGAAAAGAAAGUAGAAGUUGAAACAAAAACAGUAGAAGAUAAAGUAACUGACAACAAAGAGAAAACGAUAGAGGCAGCUUCUGAACCAACUGAGACAAAUUCCAAGAGCCAGGAAGAAAACAAAACAGAAGCUACCAAAGUAGAGGACACCAAACCAGAAAUAGAAGAAAAGAAAGCUGAAGAAACUAAACCAGAAGCUGCUAAAGCAGAAGAACCCAAACCAGAUGCUGCUGAAGUAAAAGAAUCUAAACCAGAAGAAGUUAAACCAUCAGAAGCGGCAAAAAAAGAAGAAACCAAACCCGAAAAAGAAACCUCAACUGUUGAAAAAAGUAAACCCGUUGAGGAAAGUAAGACAGCACCAGCAGAAAAUGGAACAGAGAAAACAGAGAAUGGUACUUCAGAAGAAGAGACGAAGGUAGUCGAGAAGGAGAAGGAGAACAAAAGCGAGAUGGCGAAUGGCAUCGAGAAAGAAACGACCAAUGGCGUCGCCGAUGAAGAGAAGCAGAACGGCGAAAAGGAAGAAUCGUCCAGCAACGUAGAAGAAAUCAAAGCGAAGAAAAUCGAAGAGCCUUCUGCCGAAAGUGCUCCCCCUGUAAGUGUGGAGGUUUAAUUGUUUAUAUCUAAUGCGUUUCGAUGUAAAUGUAUACAUUUGUAGUGCUCUUUUUUAUUUAUUAUCACGGAACUCUAUUUUUAAGAAGCUUUCUUGGUUUUCUACAGGGUGCUCUGCUAUAGAAUGACAUUUCAAUAUAAUGAUUAUUGUUUUUGUGGGUUUGCCCUGUAGAUAGAUCUAUAUGCGUUUCUGUUUUAUAUUUGUGAGAGAUUUUCUAGUUUGAUGAUUUUUUCCUGUGUUCCGAUGGGAAGGGAAAAAAUGUUUCUAAAAUGUGCCAACUGAGUUGAAGACUGGAUCCACAUUAAGACUGCAUUGGCAUUUUAUCAACUUUUAAUAUCACAAUCAGUAUUUUCGUUUGCCACUUUUGGAAAUUGACUUAUUGAGACGGAGGAUGUUCUAGGGUCAGUAUUGCUUUUUUCUUGGCUGUGUUUGGUAUUUAAUAAAUUGUCUUCAUUUUCUACAAAAAAGGGGCAAACGACCAACCUAUUUUAAUUCUGUAUCAUUGUCUCUGUGUGUAUUGUUAACAUUCCUCGUUUAAUGUAUUUUGACUGUCUUAUUAAUUUUUUUUUAUUGAAAAUACUCAUUGCUUAGAUCUUGAUAAUCAUUUCUCUUAGCGUUUUCCACUCAUUAUGUGAUAAACAAAGAAAAAAUAUGAAUUGGUAAACAUCACAUUUCGAGCGAUUUUUCUUGUGUUAACUUUUCUAGUUUUUAAGUAUUAUUUUGGUGUACAGGCCUAUGAUAAGUGGCUGCAACUCUUGUAUACGUUCAAGCUCAUUAAAAGUUUUGUAGCGUUAUGUAUG